Messenger RNA from Brassicogethes aeneus, 1639 nucleotides. NCBI's taxonomy places the organism in Eukaryota, Metazoa, Arthropoda, Insecta, Coleoptera, Nitidulidae. The record is from the annotation of a GenBank genome assembly.
AUCGAAAGGCACAUGGAUGCAAACGUGUGCUAACAACAUAUUGAAAAACGUUAUUAUAACAAACAACUUUUCGAAUUUUCUCAGAAUUCCUUUGAAUUCCAUUGACCCACAAACAGCUGAUAUGUGUCAAAAUGGCGAUGUCUAUUGACAUUUGUUGAAAAAGAAAACAAAGCCUAUUUAAAUAGGAUAAUGUUUUGAAUUGAGAUCUAAAUUAGUAGAGUUUAAUAUUAGUACAUGUGCAUUGCAACGCGUGAUAUCAUGGACGGAAUGUUCGAGGCUUAUUUAGACGCUUCCUUAGAUCCAGAUGAUAUACCAAAAACCAACCAAACGGUUUGGAUACUGGGCAAAAGCUACCACGCCACGAAAGAUCUCAAAGAAAUCCGAAAAGACAUUAGUUCGAAAUUAUGGUUUACAUACAGGAAGUGUUUUGUUCCAAUCGGAGGCGAUAAUGGGUUAACCACAGACAGAGGCUGGGGCUGUAUGUUACGCUGCGGCCAGAUGGUGUUAGCACAAGCAAUAAUGGUCUCACAACUAGGCAGAGAUUGGCUCUGGGACAAAAGAACAAAAGAUCAAACCUACCUAAAAAUAGUACACAAAUUUGAGGAGAAUAAAAGCUCACCCUAUUCAAUACACCAAAUUGCUUUGACAGGGGAAUCCGAAGGAAAAUGUGUGGGCGAGUGGUUUGGACCCAACACUGUAGCACAAGUUUUAAAAAAAUUACAAAAAUAUGAUGACAGCAAUAUAAGGAUACAUGUAGCUCUAGAUAGUGUCGUUGUUAUUAGUGAAAUAAAGGAUUCUCAAUGCCCCUGCAACAAAACCACUCAACUAAGAACCCAAUGGACUCCACUGCUAUUAAUAGUGCCUUUAAGAUUAGGUUUAACAAAUGUUAAUCCAAUUUAUUUAGAAAGUUUAAAGAAAUGUUUUGAAUUCAAACAAAGCGUCGGCGUGAUAGGCGGCAAACCGAACUUGGCCCUCUACUUUAUCGGUUAUGUGGGUGACGAAGUAAUCUACCUCGACCCUCACACAACGCAGCCAUCUGGUUUUGUUGAAUUUAAACAAACCGACGCGAAUUGUCGAACCGACGCCACCUACCACAUAAAAUAUGCGUCCAGAAUGAGCAUGUUGGCGAUGGACCCGUCUGUAGCCGUGUGUUUUUUCUGCAAAACCGAAGUGGAAUUCUUUGAUCUUUGCCGGUUAAUAAAGUUGGAGGUGAUAGACAGUUCGAGUUCGCCAUUAUUCGAACUAGCGUAUGAGAAGCCAAAGGAAUGGGUACCUCAAGAAGGAAGUUCAAAGAAAGAUUUGGAUUUGGCGUCAAGAAAUUUCGACUCAGACCACGAAUUUGAGAUACUUUAAUGUUCUGCGGAUAAUACAUAUAAAUUGUGCAAAGUUAUGUAAUUUUCUAAAAACUAAUUAAAUAAAAAUGUUACGUUCUUCAAGCAUUUAAAAAUUAAUACUGUAUAUACUCUUUGUACUAAGCUUGAUUAUUAAGUUAUAAAGCAUCUUCCAUUUUUAAUUUUUAUAUGUGUUUAUUUAAGAUUUAUUCUUAAAAUGAAAGGCUAAGAGACUUAUUUAAGUUUAAUAAAUAAAAGUCGAAUCAACUUUAAUUUAUUUAUUUUGUACAGCAAAUAACAAACCUCAA